CGCCAUGGUGGUUAGUAUAAGGUGGCUUCAAGACGUUUCCCGCGAUCCUCCUCACGAACAAAGAAGUCAUGUGAGACGAUGGCACCUCUUCCUUGGCGCAGGUCCACAGAGACUCAAUGGCCUUUGUUCUCUUCUGUCGCAAACGUUAUCGACGACGGGGUGAAGCAGGGGGGAAAAGAGAUAUAAGGAGGGCGUUGUACGUACUCAGGUCUACCUCUCUUCACACCACCUCAACCAAUCUUCUCAUCAUCACGCUCGAGCCCCUCAGCCAACCAAAGAACACUUUAUCAAGAUGAACCCUCUCUACACCGCCGUCUUCGCGCCCGUCGCACCCGUCCAGAUCGACUCUCAGGACUCGGCCCCCGUCAACACUGACAAGCCUGGCCGCCCUGCCUCCGGCUGCGUUGUCGCUCGUGCCCCCGUCAACGCUGACAAGCCUGGCCGACCUGCCUCUGGCUGUGUCGUCGCCUGAUGGGUGAGUGUAGUGACCACGGCGACACUCGACGACGGCUGCUGACUUCAAAGCCUCCUGCCAGGAGUCAUGAACGAGUAGCUUCCAUACGAAUCGUUGUCCUGGCUCGCCCUCCUCUUGCCUUUCUUCCUUCCCGGGAAUUCCAUUGCAAUCUUUCU
Messenger RNA from Jaminaea rosea, 630 nucleotides. RefSeq lists its product as hypothetical. Bases 293 to 472 code for a protein of 59 amino acids. The record is from RefSeq and is a predicted model, not a curated record. NCBI's taxonomy places the organism in Eukaryota, Fungi, Basidiomycota, Exobasidiomycetes, Microstromatales. The transcript has a single exon.